GUAGUGAAGGACGACCGAUGAACUAAGAGGACUCCGACCGAGGAGGGAGUUCAUACCACGGCGGGGCUCGGUGCGCGCUUCGCGGCGUAUAUGGAUCGAACUUCUGCGCUGCACCAUCAACACUUUCCCUCCCCGACUCAACGUACAUUUCAGUUGCGCUCAAGCAGAAUUGGGCAGUGGUAGCCUGCAUAAUGGCAGAGGUAGGGAGUUUUUUGGGGACUCUCGAUUUGGAUUUACAAAGCUUUCCUGCACUCGGAAAUAUGCCCUUACCGGAGUCGCAAGUAGGCUUGAAUUUGAAUGAGCGGCUCGGGCAGAUUGAGGGGAGGCUGCAGCGGGGGUCGCUGACGGAUUUCGGACACCUCAAAGGGAUUCUGCGGCGGCGGCAGCUGUACUGCAGAACAGGCUUUCAGUUGGAGAUAUUCCCCAAUGGCACAGUGCACGGGACUAGACAGGACCACAGCAGAUUUGGUAUCUUGGAGUUCAUCAGUCUGGCAGUGGGUCUGGUCAGCAUCAGGGGGGUGGACGCUGGACUGUACCUUGGCAUGAACGAGAAAGGAGAGCUCUAUGGGUCGAAGAAGCUGACAGCAGAAUGUGUGUUCAGGGAGCAAUUUGAAGAGAACUGGUACAACACCUAUGCAUCAACGUUGUACAAGCACACCGACACGGGGCGGUUCUACUAUGUAGCCUUAAACAAGGAUGGCUCGCCCAGGGAGGGUGGCAGGACUAAAAAACACCAAAAACUUACCCAUUUCUUGCCCAGACCAGUGGAGAUUGAGAAGAUCCCACAGGCAUACAGAGACCUGUUCCAGUACAGGUGACCAGU
Messenger RNA from Lampris incognitus (smalleye Pacific opah), 823 nucleotides. It is a transcript of the gene fgf16, whose product is annotated as fibroblast growth factor 16. NCBI's taxonomy places the organism in Eukaryota, Metazoa, Chordata, Actinopteri, Lampriformes, Lampridae. Gene Ontology annotation, molecular function: fibroblast growth factor receptor binding; growth factor activity. The record is from RefSeq and is a predicted model, not a curated record. Bases 192 to 818 code for a protein of 208 amino acids. Gene Ontology annotation, biological process: positive regulation of protein phosphorylation; cell differentiation; positive regulation of cell population proliferation. Gene Ontology annotation, cellular component: cytoplasm. The transcript has 3 exons.